CUGCUUGCGGUCUUUCUUCCCAUCCCUGAACCGCCUCACUUAAUUGUGCCAUUUAUAUCCCACCCUCGCCCGUCCGCGUCAAAGGGGCCUGAUCGUGACUGAAUCCCUUAGUCCCCGUCAGUGUAACUAUUCGGCGGUUGACUGGAGAGUCGCCGCGGGCUCUUCGAGCCAUCUUUCUUGGAUUACUUGUCCAUUUUUUGAGGAGAUAAUCCGUUUGUUGCCGGGACUGCUCACAUUGUCCUCGUGCCACUUCUCCGACACUACCUGUUCCUUCUCCCCUUACAUUCUCCCGGUCUACCUCCACUUUCCCCGUACCGUUUUCAGCACCCACACCUACGUCUCCGCAGUCCGCACCGCCUCGACUCUCCUCUCGGUCUUGAUCAUUAGCAUCAUGAACUUCGGUCCGUCCUGUCCAUCCACAUUGAGAUCGGCUGGUGCAUCCUAGACUUGAGUCGCGUUUGGAGCAUGUCUCUGCGCGGACCAAAUGUCCGUAGCCUCGAUUCCCGACACCUCGCUUGGCCUCACCUCCUCCGAGAUCCAGAUUCUCCGUCAACAACAGCAGAUUGCUCUGCAGGGCGCUCACACUGGCAAUGGGGCUUCCAGGGGCAGAGGUACUGGACGUACAAGCAACUCCAGCUCGCGCGCUGCCAGUGCCGCCAGCAGUCACGGUCGAUUGCUGCUGGACCCAAUGAGCCUCCGGGCACUUUCGCAUCAGUUGGACGGGUUACAACAACAGAUUCAGAAUCGCCUCGAACACCUGGAGGAACAAAUGCAACUGUCUAUCCAAAACAGCUAUGACCGCGCCGGAAACGUGAUCCGCAAUGCUGACGCUGAGAUUGCCCGUACACGUUCGAUAUUGUCGUCAAUUGAUGAUCUGGAGAACGAACUUGCAAAGAUCGGACACAUUAGAGAGAUCGUGAGGGCCUAUCGUGGCCGAAUAGAAGGCUUAGACCAACGUCUUGAUCAAGCUGCCCGCCGCCGACGAUGA
This is a messenger RNA of Aspergillus nidulans FGSC A4, 988 nucleotides long. RefSeq lists its product as uncharacterized. Lineage: Eukaryota; Fungi; Ascomycota; Eurotiomycetes; Eurotiales; Aspergillaceae. The record is from RefSeq and is a predicted model, not a curated record. Gene Ontology annotation, cellular component: BLOC-1 complex; cytoplasm. Bases 485 to 988 code for a protein of 167 amino acids. The transcript has 3 exons.